This is a messenger RNA of Sturnus vulgaris (Common starling), 866 nucleotides long. It is a transcript of the gene ATG12, whose product is annotated as autophagy related 12. The record is from RefSeq and is a predicted model, not a curated record. Lineage: Eukaryota; Metazoa; Chordata; Aves; Passeriformes; Sturnidae. Gene Ontology annotation, biological process: protein lipidation involved in autophagosome assembly; autophagy of mitochondrion; autophagosome assembly. Gene Ontology annotation, molecular function: Atg8-family ligase activity. Gene Ontology annotation, cellular component: autophagosome membrane; phagophore assembly site membrane; cytoplasm.
CGCCCCUCGCGUGGCGUCACUUCCCGCCACCAGCUCAGCAGCAGCAUCAUGGCGGAGCCUGAGGAGCAGCAGCCGCCUGCCGUAGCGCAGAGUGGCAGCCGGAGUGAUGGCGGGGAGGAGGCCCCGGAGGGCGGGACCGCGGCGGGGCCUGCCGAGCCGGGCCCAGCCGAACCGGGCCCGGCCCCAGCUGGGUCGCCAGGCACCGAGGAGCCCGCGGGCGAGGCGAAAAAGAAAAUUGAUGUGCUGCUGAAGGCCGUGGGCGACACCCCUAUCAUGAGGACCAAGAAGUGGGCGGUGGAGCGGACCCGGACCAUCCAGGGCCUCGUGGACUUCAUCAAGAAAUUCCUCAAGCUGAUGGCCUCCGAACAGCUGUUCAUAUAUGUAAACCAGUCUUUUGCUCCAUCUCCAGACCAAGAAGUGGGGACUCUCUAUGAGUGUUUUGGAAGUGAUGGCAAGCUUGUACUGCAUUAUUGCAAAACGCAGGCAUGGGGAUGAAUGACUGGCAACACAAUUGUUCAGGUGUUCUCUUCAAAAAUGGAGAAAGGACUAACUUAAGCUGUAAACACACAGGAAGAGGGAUUUUUGCAUUGCUGCCUAUGAACAUGUGAUGCAUGUGAAUAGCAUAAGCAAAGAACUGGCUAGGCUAUACGAUCACAUGGCUUUUUUUCUGAUGUACAUUUGAGGUGCAGAAAAACCACCUGCAUCUGCCAUGUAGAGUAGAGCCAGCACUCUUGCUGCUGACUACUUAAUUGCUGUGUCUGAAGAGAAAGGAUUUCAGUUGUCUGCAGGACUGACUGGACAGCUCUGUCUAUAUGCUGUACCGAAUAUAAGAGAACCUUUUUAAUAAAAAUUAUGUCUGUUGUACA